Erythranthe guttata (spotted monkey flower) is the source of this 2841-nucleotide messenger RNA. RefSeq lists its product as uncharacterized. NCBI's taxonomy places the organism in Eukaryota, Viridiplantae, Streptophyta, Magnoliopsida, Lamiales, Phrymaceae. The record is from RefSeq and is a predicted model, not a curated record.
CCCUCGAGUUAAUUAAACAUGCUUAACUUUAACCAUAAUCAUUCUCUUUGCAAUAAUCAAGAGAGGCUAAAUAUGCAAAUACCUACAACUACAAGGCCCUAUAUUGUAAUUAAUUAGCACUUUAGUUUAAUUAAAGCACCAUUAUUAACUUUGCUAAUUAAAUACUCUAUUUAAUACUCAUAAAGUUCAGUUUCAUUCAUAUUUGUUCAAACCUCAUUAAAUAAAAUAUUAAUUAAUUAAUUAAAUAAAUAAUAAACGCCAAAUUAAAGGUCGUCGAUAUUAUAUACACUGAUUCACCAUCUUCAUCGGAAUCCCACAUUUGCAGCUCUUCAUCUACACAAACCCAGUUGGGAAAAAAAUGGCGGCGGAAUUCUCCGCGGCGGUUGAUGUAGGCCUCCGCCUCUGCAAGAGAAUCUACUACGGAAAGGACGCCGCGGCGCCGGUCGUGUCGGUGCCGCCGCGAACGGCUGAGAUGUCGCCGGAGGCGGAGAGUUACCUCCCGGCGGCGCUGAUGGUGUACGCGGAGGUUAACGAUCCGGCGGUGGUGGAAAAUCCCGACGUACCGAGCUACCAGCCGUACGUUCACGGCAGGUGCGAGACGCCGGCGCUGAUUCCGCUGCACAUGCAUGGGGUUUCGGUGGAGGUCGACUGUUGUCUGGAUACGGCUUUUGUUACAGUCGGCGGCGCGUGGAGGGUACACUGCGUCUCCGCGAGUAGGAGCUGCUACUGCCGCAUUGCUGUGCCGAUUGGUGAACAGGGUUCAGUUCUAGGUGUAGAAAUCGAAACCCCUUCAAAAUCCUACAGUACACAACUGAUCUCACUGCAAGAAACUGCAGAUGCAGCCAAAGUAGAGAGCAGUAAAGAUGGAUUCUUGAUUAAAGGCCAAAUAUACACACUCAAAAUUCCCAAGGUUAGUGGUGGAACCAUGUUGACUGUUAAAGUUAGUUGGUCCCAGAAAUUAUUAUAUCAAGACGGACAAUUUCGCCUCAAUGUACCUUUCACUUUUCCUUCGUAUGUUAAUCCCGUGUCGAAAAACCUAGUUAAAAACGAAAAGAUUUCAGUUAACGUUAAUUCCGUUGCCGGAACAGAAUUCUCGUUUCGGAGCACUAGUCAUCCUCUAAAGAGAAUCGGAGAGGAAGAUACCAAAAUCGGAUUUCGUUGCGAGAGAGAAGUUCCGAUGUGGUCCGUGAACGACUUCAGUUUUUCAUACAAUGUUUGUUCGAGUGAAAUUGUUGGCGGUUUAUUAUUGCAAUCUCCAUCUACGAACGAUUUUGAUCGAAGGGAAAUGUUUUGCUGUUAUCUAUACCCAGGGAAAAAGUCAAUUAGUACUAAGGUUUUUAGAAAAGAAGUGGUAUAUAUAGUCGACGUAAGCGCCAGCAUGCAAGGAAGUCAACUUGAGAAAGUCAAGACCGCAAUCUUGGCUUCUUUAUUAAAUCUCAAUCCGACAGAUACUUUCAAUGUUAUAGCAUUCAAUGAAAAAACUUCGUUAUUUUCUUCGUCUAAUUUGGUUCCGGCGAAUAAGGAGACGAUAAAAGAAGCUUCUGAAUGGAUUGAGCUUAAUUUUAUAGCCAAGGGCGGCACAAACAUCUCAGCUCCUUUAAACCAGGCUAUAAAAAUGUUCUCAAAAACCGGCGAUUUACUUCCCGUAAUUUUUCUUAUAACCGAUGGAUCAGUUGAAGAUGAAAAGGGCAUUUGUGAUUCGAUGAGAACUCAACUUGUGAAGGGAGGGUUGACGUCUCCUCGGAUCUGCACGUUUGGGAUAGGUUUAUACUGCAACCAUUACUUCUUGCAAAUGCUUGCACAAAUCGGAAGGGGUUACUAUGAUGCUGCCUUCGAUAUAGGUUCGAUAAACUCUCGAUUAGAAAGAUUGAUUAGUAAUGCAUCAUCGGUCAUAGUUGCAGAUAUAACCGUUGAUGCUUUGAAAAAUCUCGAUUCCCUCGAGAUAUUUCCGUUUAAUAUUGCAGACCUAUUGUCCGGAUGUCCGUUAUUUAUAACGGGAAGAUUUCGUGGGGACUUCCCUAAAAAUGUUGAAGUUAACGGUACUUUAGCCGCAAAUUCAAGCAAUUUCGUAAUGAAGAUGAAAGUUCAAAAUGCGAAAGAUAUCCCUCUUGACAAAAUAUUUGCUCGGAGACAAAUCAACGCGCUUACGACAAAUGCAUGGUUUUCGGGGAGCAAAGAACUAGAGGAAAAGGCUACAAAACUGAGCCUGCUUACAGGGGUACCGUCCGAGUAUACCACGAUAAUUCUAGUCGAGACUAUCAAAAACAAGUCACUAUCCAAUCGAAAAACACUACAAGAGAAGACGGUUAAAGAGCAGAAGAAUAUGAUAUACAUGCGCAGACUUGGAAUCGGGUAUGGAAAUACUGAGGCGACGGUUGAAAAUCGAGCACCUGCAAAUGCGGAACCGAAAUUGUACGAAAGUACGGAAAUAAUAUUUAAAGCUGCUUCGAAUUUGUGCGGGAGAUUAGUGGAUUGCUGCUGCUGCAUGUGUUUUAUUCAGUUCUGUAAUCGGCUUAAUGAUCAAUGUGCGAUCGCUCUUACGCAGCUGUGUACCGCUCUCGCUUGUUUUGGGUGCAUUGAAAUGUGCUGUGAUGUAUGCUCUUGUGACUGUGAUUAGAUAUAUGUAUGUAUGUGCGUAUAUAAUAUAUAUGUAUAGAGGAGUUGCUUCCAUUGUUUGAAUAUUCUUAUGAUGGAGUACUAGUGUGUAAUAAUUAUGUUUCUAUUUUGCAAAAAAGAAAAAUGUUGUUCUCGUAUUUCGGGUUUCGGGCGAGUAGAAAUAGCAAGCUAAAGAACGGCCUUACUUUCAGACAAUAUUUAAUGCAAGUCCAAUCAGAUCUUUGG